This is a messenger RNA of Lottia gigantea (owl limpet), 1215 nucleotides long. RefSeq lists its product as hypothetical. The record is from RefSeq and is a predicted model, not a curated record. NCBI's taxonomy places the organism in Eukaryota, Metazoa, Mollusca, Gastropoda, Lottiidae. Bases 53 to 496 code for a protein of 147 amino acids. The transcript has 2 exons.
UUGGUAAGCUACAUGUGCUGAAGAUUUUGUUGCAUAAGAAUAAAGUGUCAGAAUGAAUCGUCUGCUAAAGAUUUCUACGACGAAGUCAACUGCUUCCUUUUGCAGAAUACUUGCUGCAAGAUAUAGCACAAAUACAGGAAGCAAAGAACAUAUUGAUGGACUUGUCAAAGACAAAAAACUAGUUGUUUUCAUGAAGGGCACUCCGGAUUCUCCAAACUGUGGUUUCAGUAAUUUGGUUGUACAAAUAUUGAGAAUGCAUGGUGUAAAAGACUUUCAGGCUCACAAUGUGUUAGCAGAUCAAUCACUUCGUCAAGGUAUUAAAGACUAUUCACAGUGGCAAACCAUACCCCAAAUUUACAUGAAUGGUGAAUUUAUAGGCGGUAGUGAUAUUAUGUUAGAGAUGCAUAAAAAUGGUGACCUUAUUGAAGAACUGAAAAAAGUUGGAAUAAGAUCUGCAUUAUUGGAUCAACAGGAAGAUGAAAAUAAACAAGGAUGAAUGUUAAGUGCUGGUUGCCAUUUUAUUAACAAUAGCUGUGUGAUUUAAGGAUAUAUGUGUGUUUCAGGAUGUAAGCUUAUGUCAAAAUAUUGCAAAUGAACUGCGGAAUUCAUCUUUGUGAUAAAUCUUCACAUUUAAAACUUGACCACCUCAUUUAUAAUCCCUGAAUAUGCAAAUAAUAAACUUAUGUUUAAAUUUAUUGCUUAUAAUGAAGUACCCGGUAACCGAUUUGGAAAAUGUUGCUAUUUUGUGAAAAUUUUAGAAAUAUGGAAGUUAUGCUUGAGAGAUGUUAAAGAUGGGUUCCCUUAUUUUCAUUCAUGUAUAUAAAGUAGAGGCAUUCUAAUGAAUAGGAAAAAUACCAGUUUGUCUCAAAAUAUCCAUAAUUAAUUCAUAAUUAGCUGAGAGUAUGACCAGCAGAAUUCCAUUGAGUGACCAAUCAAGAAAGGCCAAAAAGUCUUUUUUGUUUUUGUUUAUCCAGACUGUACAUACAAAGACAUUUAUGAUUGGUUAAAAAUCCUAAUUAUAUGCAUCAGAUAUAAGAUCAGAUAUGAUUAAGAUUACAUGAUAAUUCAUUAGAGACACCAGUUAUUCAAGUAGUUUUCUUAAUUUGUCACUAGAAAAUAAGGAAACCCAUCUUUUAUUUAAUAUAAUGAUAAAAACCCUUUUACAAACCUCAAAUGUCAAUAUUUUCUUUUAAUUAAGAUAUAUUGAUUAUUGUA